Fulvia fulva is the source of this 1143-nucleotide messenger RNA. RefSeq names its product Putative alpha/beta hydrolase. Gene Ontology annotation, molecular function: hydrolase activity. Bases 1 to 1143 code for a protein of 380 amino acids. The transcript has a single exon. Lineage: Eukaryota; Fungi; Ascomycota; Dothideomycetes; Mycosphaerellales; Mycosphaerellaceae. The record is from RefSeq and is a predicted model, not a curated record.
AUGGCAACUAAAUCCGGCCUCAACCCAAACGUGGAAAAUGGCUUGACAGAAGCAGUGCUCUCAACAACCUACAAAGGCCCCGGCAGACUCGGGGACCCAAACAUGAAGAUAUUCCAGGACCCGCGAGCCCAUCCAAAGAUCGUGGAGACUCUGCGAGCAUUUGGCAUGGACGGCAGUCAACCCAACCCGUACGCCGACAUGUCCCUGGAAGAGCUUUCUUCAGAUGAACAAAUGGCCAAGAGCCAUACGGACACCUCGACGCUGUAUGAGGUACUGCCGAAUGACCUACCUGGGGACGAAGACGAACCAGCUGUCGAGCAGUCAACUCAGACCUUCGAGAGUUAUGAUGGAGUGGAACGGAAGCUGCAUGUCUUCCGCCCAGCUAGCCAGGAAGGAGACUUGCCGUGCGUGGUGUACUUCCAUGGCGGUGGGAUGGUGGUCUUGGACACUGCCAAUAAGAUCCACUUCCGAUGGUGUACAUCCCUCGCAGCCCAAGGUGUCGUGGCGAUAGCUGUCGACUUCCGCAAUGUCUGGAGUUCCAAAGGCAGCAACCCUUUCCCGAGAGGUCUGAAUGACUGCGCAUCUGCGGUUCAGUAUAUCAGCACGCAUAAGACGGAGCUCAAAGUCAGCAGCAUUGUCCUUCAAGGCGAGAGCGGAGGAGCAAACCUCGCACUAGCAACUACUCUAAAAGCCAAACGUGAAGGCUGGGUCGAUCAGAUCGCAGGUGUCUACGCCAUGGCUCCCUACAUCAGUAACGGAUACGGCUGGAGCGACACCCGCAAACUGGAAGAACUUCCCAGCCUGUACGAAUGUGAAGGGUACUGGCUCUACACCGCCAUGAUGGCUGGAAUGAGUAGAUACUACAGCGGCGACGACUCGGAGAACCCUCUUGCUUGGCCAUACUAUGCGUCGACAGAUGACUGUACCGGUCUACCUCCUCAUAUCCUCUCGAUGGACGAGCUUGAUGUUCUGCGAGACGAGGGUAUGGCGUACGCUAGAAAGCUGCUCGCUGCUGGUAUCGAGGUGACCGCUCAAGUCAAUUUGGGUGUGGUGCAUGCUUCGGCGUUGAUCUUCAGGAAGCUGUUACCUGAAGUCCAUAACAAGGCCAUCAGAGAUAUCGUAAGCUUUUCGAAGAGCUUGUAA